AUGUUGGGGAGGAAGAAGAAGAGUGAGUUCAGCGGUGAGGAGGUGAUCGCCGAGUUCGAGCGGCUGACGCUGGACGCCGCCGCCGUCCAGCGGGAGACGCUUCGGCGGAUCCUCGACGAGAACGCCGCCGUCGAGUACCUUCAGAGGCUCGGCCUCGCCGGCCGCACCGACGCGGACGCCUUCCGGGCCUGCGUGCCGCUCGCCACGCACGGCGACCUCGAGCCCUACAUCGGCCGCGUCGCCGACGGCGACACCUCCCCCGUCCUCACCGCCAAGCCCAUCACCUCCAUCUCCCUCAGCUCCGGCACGACGCAGGGCAAGCGCAAGUACCUGCCCUUCAACGAUGACCUCUUCAAGCUGACGAUGCUUGUGUACCGGACUUCCUUCGCAUUCAGGAACAGGGCGUUCCCGGUCGACGACGGCAAGGCGCUGCAGUUCGUCUACGGCAGCCGGCCGUUCACGACCAAGGGCGGCCUCACGGCGACCACGGCCACCACCAACCUGUACCGUAACGAGGAGUACAAGGCCGCGGUGCGCGACAUCCAGCUGCCGUGCUGCAGCCCCGAAGAGGUGAUCUUCGGUCCGGACUUCGCGGAGUCGCUCUACUGCCACCUCCUCUGCGGCCUGCUCUUCGCCGCCGAGGUCCGGACCGUGUUCGCCAUGUUCGGGCACAACCUCGCGCUCGCGUUCGAGACGUUGGAGCAGGUGUGGCAGGAGCUGUGCCACGACAUCCGCCGCGGCGUCCCGUCGCCGGCGCGGGUCGCCGAUCCGGCCGUCCGGCGGGCCGUGUCGGCCCUCCUGGCGCCGAACCCCGCGCUGGCCGACGAGGUGGCGCGCAGGUGCGCCGGGCUCACCAACUGGUACGGGGUGAUCCCGGCGCUGUGGCCUAACGCCAAGUACGUCCACACGAUCGUGACGGGGUCCAUGGAGCACUAUGUCAGGAAGCUCCGGCACUACGCCGGCGGCCUGCCGCUGGUCGCCAUGGAUUACGGAGCGUCAGAGGGGAUGGUCGGGGCCAACGUAGAGCCGGAGAUGCCACCGGAGUCAGCCACGUUCACCGUGCUCCCCAACAUUGCUUACUUCGAGUUCAUCCCUCUAAAGACGAGCGACGGCGGCGACGCCUGUCCUGUCACGAGCUAUGCCGAGGCGGAGCCCGUCGGCUUGACGGAAGUCACCGUCGGCGAGCACUACGAAGUUGUCAUGACAACCUUCGCAGGGUUAUACCGGUACCGUCUCGGAGAUGUGGUGAAGGUGGCCGGGUUUCACAACUCCACUCCCAAGCUCAAGUUCGUGUGCCGGGGGAUGCUCACGCUGUCCAUCAACGUCGACAAGAACAGCGAGCAGGACGUCCAGCUCGCCGUCGACAGUGCGGCCAAGAUCCUAGCCACCGCCGAGAGGUUGGAGGUCCUGGACUACACCAGCCACGCCGACGUGUCGUCCGACCCGGGCCACUACGUCAUCUUCUGGGAACUCAGCGCCGCCGAGGCUGACGAUGACGUGCUGCAGAACUGCUGCGAUGAGCUGGACAGAGGCUUCGUCGAUGCUGGGUACGUGAGCUCGAGGAAGACGAACGCCAUCGGGCCGUUGGAGCUGCGGGUCCUGCAGCCGGGCACCUUCCAAAAGGUGAUGGAUCAUUACCUCUCCCUCGGAGCUCCUGUGAACCAGUUCAAGAUGCCACGGUGCGUUGCCGGAUCCAACUCGAGCGUCCUCCGUAUUCUCUCUAGCAGCACCGUCAAGGUCUUGUUCAGCACGGCCUACGGAUAG
Messenger RNA from Panicum hallii, 1764 nucleotides. Its product is annotated as probable indole-3-acetic acid-amido synthetase GH3.12. Gene Ontology annotation, molecular function: acid-amino acid ligase activity. Gene Ontology annotation, cellular component: cytoplasm. The record is from RefSeq and is a predicted model, not a curated record. The transcript has 3 exons. The coding region runs from base 1 to 1764 and encodes 587 amino acids. NCBI's taxonomy places the organism in Eukaryota, Viridiplantae, Streptophyta, Magnoliopsida, Poales, Poaceae.